AUGGCGUCGGGCGGCGGCGAUGCGCGGGGGCGUCGCGUGGCGUUUCGCCUGGUGACCGGGAAGACGUUCCACAUCGAAUGCCCCCCGGGAUGUCGCGUCGACCAGGCGGCCGCUCUGCUGGGCACCGCCACAGGAACGUCGCCCCCGAUGCUCUUCGUGGGCGGACGGAAGCUCUCCCCCGCGGAGAAGAUCGAUGACCUCGGGAUCGACUCGUUCGUUACGGCUGUGCCUGUCGCGGUCUCCGCUCCGCGUCGCGACGUGCCGAGCGCGGACAAGGCGGCGCGCGGCGAGCAGGGUUCGGCCGCGCCCGCCGCGACGCGGCACUCUUCCUUGUACGAGGACCUCCUGGGGGAGCUGGAGGGAGCCAAGGACGCGCCCUCGCCGAAAGCCACCCCGCAGAAGCCGCGGGAUCGCCCGCACGGCACGGCGCCGCGCACAUCCAGAGUGGCCCGGCGGCUGCUGGCACCGGAAGCGGACGCGGGCGACGCCGGCGGCGGCGCCGAGCCCGCGCCGCCGAAGCGGGUGCGCCGCACGGUCAAUGCGACGGACACGGCGGGCGCGUCGCCGGCGACGGGCGCGGGGGCAACGCCGCCGCUUGCGUCCCUGGUGGGCAAGCCAGUGGAAGGCCCCCUCGGCGUGGCACUGGAGGGCGCGGACGUCGGGGAGGAGGCCGAGGACGCGAUCAAGCGGUUCACGGCCAUGAGCGCGGCGCACGACCUUCUGCUGCGGCACCGCGUGCAGCCGACGACGUGCAACCUCGCGGCCGCGACCGCCGCCGCGCUGGGCGACGGGCGCGGCGCAACCGCCGACCACGUGCGCACGCUUGCACGCGCGUGUCCUGGAAGCAUCUACCUCGGCCGCGGCGACCGCUCCGAGGGCGGCACGGGCACCAACGGCGUCAUGGCGCCCGCGUGGUGCAACGCUUGCCCGGAUGGGUGCAGUGCGAUCGACCUGCCGGACCCGGGGCUGAAGGCGUGGCGCGGCCGCGGGGGCGCGCCGAUCGGGCAGCACCAGCGGCGCGUGGCGGCGCUGCGCCAGGCGCUUGCCGUGGCGGCGGGCCUCGCUACAGAGGGCCGGCGCGGCAACUCGCUGGCUGCGCUCGCGGCCGCCGUGGACGCGGUUCGGCCGAAACAGAAGCCGGAGGAUAAGCAGGAGGAGGGGGGCGAGGCACGGGACGACGCCGCGCGCCAGAAGGCGGAGGCGGACGACGGUGCUCCGGUGUCGCGGGCUCUGAAAGCGGCGGUCUCGCCGCAGAAGGGCAGUCGGCACCUUCGGGGCGCGCCGGACGACCGGAAGUGUACGGGCACGGAGGCCAUCGCGUGCCACGCGCUGCUGGACCACCUCCGCGACCAGGCGUGGUACCAGGAUCAGAUUGUGUGCGUACAGGACGUGCCGCCGCGGCUGGCGCGAUUCGCGGAGACCGCGGUGCCGCUUCCGGACGUGGUGCUCAAGGCGCUGUCGCAGCGCGGGGCGCCGAAGCUGUUCGUCCACCAGGCGCGGGCGAUCAACGCAGUGAUGUCGGGCCGACACGUGGUGGUGUGCACUGGCACCUCGAGCGGCAAGUCUCUGUGCUACAACGUGCCGAUCGUGGCAGCUUUGGAGUCGGAGCCGGAGACGUGCGCGCUCUUCAUGUACCCGACGAAGGCGCUCGCGCAGGACCAGCUGCAGGCGCUCCGCGGGCUCGUGCGCGCUGCUUUCGGCGACAAGGCGCCCGCGGUAGAAAUAUACGAUGGAGACACCCCCAUGUCGGAGCGACCCAUCCUGCGUCAGCGCGCACAGCUGCUCCUGACCAACCCAGACAUGCUGCACCGGACGAUCCUCCCGGACCAUGCGUCCUUCACGCGCUUCCUGGCGAACCUCAGGUUCGUCGUUUGCGACGAGGGCCACUCAUACCAGGGGGUGUUUGGGUCCCACACUGCGCUGGUGCUGCGGCGCCUGCGGCGCAUCUGCGAGCAGACCUACAGCCGCAAGCCCGUCUUCAUCGUGACGAGCGCGACGAUCGCGAACCCCGAGGUGCAUUCCGCGCGGCUCAUCGGCGACCCCGCGGGCGUCGAAGUGAUUUCCGAGGACGGCAGCCCAUGUGGCGCGAAGAAGUACGUGCUGUGGAACCCCCCGCUCACCGCCGCGGCGCAGCGGCUGGCUGCCGAAGCCGCGAUGAAGAAGGCGGCCAAGGCCAGGCGUGGCGAGGGCGCUGGCGCGGAUUCCUCGAAGGAGGCGGAGCUGCUGGCUCGCGCGGCGCUUGGGAAGCGCCACGGGCUAGAAAUGGCCGCGAACGCGAACUCGAGCCCGCGGAAGGCGUACCGCAGAGUCAGUCGCGGCGGCAGGCGAGUUGCGAGCAAGCAGGACGAGGGCGGGGGCGUGGUGACGCCGUGGGGCACGGACCCGGCAGAGAAACGGUGCAGCCCGAUCGUGGAGAUCGCGACGCUGCUGGUCGAAUGCAUCCAGCACAAUCUCAGGACGAUCGCGUUCUGCCGGUCGCGGAAGAUGUGCGAGCUGGUCACGGCGUACGCCCGCGAGGCGCUCCAGACGACGGCGCCGCACCUCGUCAACACGGUCUCCGUGUACCGGGCAGGGUACGCGGCGCAGGAUCGUCGCGACAUCGAGAGGGCUCUCUUCGGCGGGCGCCUGCGCGGCGUCGCGGCGACGAACGCGCUCGAGCUCGGCGUGGACGUCGGCGACCUCGACGUCACGCUGCACCUCGGUCUGACGGGCAGCGCGGCGUCCCUGAAGCAGCAGGCGGGCCGCUCGGGCCGCCGCGGGCAGGACUCUCUGGCGGUGUUCAUCGGCUUCGACUCCCCCCUCGACCAGUACUUCAUGUCGGACCCGCAGCGGCUGUUCUCGCUGUCGGUCGAGGCCGCGUGCAUCGACCCGGAGAACCCGCAGCUGCUGGAGCAGCACAUUCGUUGCGCAGCGAACGAGCAGCCGCUGGUGCGCUCGGUCGACGCGCAGUACUUCGGGGCGUUCGCGAUGCGCGAGACCGUAGACGUGCUCAUUCGCGAGGGCUGGCUGCGGCACGCCCCCGACUCGGGCCGGCCUGGGUCGCUGCCGCAGCUGCGCUACAUCGGGGCCGCCGCGAACCCGGCCGCGGACAUCGGCCUGCGGUCGAUCGACCCGGAGCGCUACAUCAUCGUGGACGAGGCCACGGGGAUCGUCCUGGAGGAGAUCGAGUCCUCGAAGGCCUUUUUCGAGGUGUAUGAUGGUGCGGUGUAUAUGUACCAGGGGCGCACGUACCUGUGCAAGAAGGUGGACCUCGAGACGCACGUGGCGACCGUGCGCCAGGCGGACGUGAAGUACUACACCCGGCCGCGCGACCGCACGCGCGUGUACGUGCAGGGCGGCACCGGCAACGCGGCCUACUCGGCUGCGUCCGCGGCGGUCUUCGACGACCCGGGCGACAUCACGACGCCCUGCGCAGGCUGCACGGUCGUCACGCACUGGGACGGAUUCAACAGGAUCUGGCGGGGCAGCGGUGUUGUGUUUGACUCUGUGGACUUGCACCUCCCCGACAGCAGCUUCGACACCCUCGCGACGUACAUCCGCGUUCCCCACGAAGUCCGCAAGCAGCUCACCGCGCUCGGCUUCCCCUUCUCCGACAGCCUGCACGCCGCGGCGCACGCAACGCUCGCCGCGCUGCCCCUCCUCGUCACGUGCUCCCCGACUGACAUGGGCGCGGAGUGCGGCGACUUCAGCGACCGCCACUACCGCCCCGAGCGGCUGCUGCUGUUCGACAAGAACCAGGGCGGCGUCGGGCUCGCGCGGCAGGCCUCGAAGGUGUUUGGCAAGCUGCUUCAGAGGGCCAUCGAGAUCAUUUCGGGCUGCCCGUGCACCGCGGUGGGAGGGUGCCCUGGCUGCGUGCACCUGACGGAGUGCCGGUCGUACAACGGGUCGAUGAACAAGGAGGGCGGCGUGGUGGUGUUGCAGGCGAUCUUGAAGGCUCAUACCGACGGCAAGGGGGCGCUGGGCGGGGGCGAGACGCCCGCGGAGGGGGACCAGGUGGGCUAG
Pedinophyceae sp. YPF-701 is the source of this 4002-nucleotide messenger RNA. The record is from the annotation of a GenBank genome assembly. Lineage: Eukaryota; Viridiplantae; Chlorophyta; Pedinophyceae.